AUGACCACGACUACAUCUAGAUCUAAUGCCAAUGUUGCCGCCAAAGAAAUUCCUUAUUUCACGCCUGCUCAAGAUAUUCCUGCAGGAAGUUCGACAUCAGAAGGAAACCACAAUUUGCCAGUGUUGUUUCAGCCAAUCCAAAUCCGAGGGGUGCGAUUCCAGAAUAGAAUAUGGGUCUCGCCAAUGUGCCAAUACUCAGCAGAGAAUGGACACCCCACCCCAUGGCAUCUUGCUCAUCUUGGCGGAAUCUUUAUCCGGGGUCCGGGGCAUACUAUGAUUGAAGCUACCGCUGUCCUCCCUAAUGGUCGUAUCACUCCUGAAGACGUCGGGAUCUGGUCGGACGAUCAUAUCCCCACUCUUAAAACCCUUGUGACAUUCGCACAUUCUCAGUCUCAAAAAAUAGGCAUUCAACUCGCCCAUGCUGGCCGGAAAGCUUCCACUGUCGCACCGUGGAUUCAAGGUAAUCCUACGGCAUCUAAGGAUGUUGGUGGUUGGCCGGAUAAUACAUGGGCACCAUCCGCCAUUCCAUACCAAGAUGAUUUCCCUCAUCCAGUCACAAUGACGAUUGAUAAUAUCAAGGAGCUUGUUGACGCAUUCGAAGCGGGGGCCAAACGAUCUAUAGAAGCAGGAUUUGACGUUGUUGAAAUCCAUGCAGCUCAUGGAUAUUUAUUGACUGAGUUUCUCUGCCCUACGAGCAACAAGCGGACAGAUGAAUACGGCGGUUCUUUUGAGAAUAGGCUUCGAUGUUCCAGAAUUUCUGCCACUGAGUGGCUGGAGCAAUCGUCCCCCAAUGAACCGUCAUGGCGGCCCGAGGAUACCGCACAGUUUGCUCCCAUCCUAUACCAGCACGGUAUUGACUUGAUAGACGUGUCAUCUGGUGGAAAUAGCCCUAAGCAGAAGGUAAUUGGAGGACCUGGCUAUCAAGCACCGUUUUCAAAGGCUGUUAUGCAAGCUAUGCAUGCGACCUCUCCAUAUCUUCCGCCUACAAUGCACAACACGCUUGGAGGUCCGCCUUCGCGGCUAGUGGUCGGCACGGUUGGAGGCAUUACGUCCGGGAUCCAAGCCAAUAAGCUCCUUGAAGACGGGUAUGCUGACGUCGUUGCUGUUGGUCGACACUUUUUGCGGGACCCAAGUCUUGUCUGGAGUUGGGCCGAGGAAUUCGGAGAUGUGGAUAUUCGCCUUGCUAAUCAAAUCAGAUGGUGUUUCCAGGGACGUGGGAAGAAAACAGGCGCCGGCAAGGCCAGUGGUACGCAGUCGACUAAAUCGUAG
This is a messenger RNA of Psilocybe cubensis, 1269 nucleotides long. Its product is annotated as NADH:flavin oxidoreductase. NCBI's taxonomy places the organism in Eukaryota, Fungi, Basidiomycota, Agaricomycetes, Agaricales, Agrocybaceae. The transcript is spliced from 4 exons. Bases 1 to 1269 code for a protein of 422 amino acids. Gene Ontology annotation, cellular component: intracellular anatomical structure. The record is from RefSeq and is a predicted model, not a curated record. Gene Ontology annotation, molecular function: NADP binding; NADPH dehydrogenase activity; FMN binding.